Molecule: messenger RNA, 2163 nt
Organism: Cladophialophora carrionii CBS 160.54
Lineage: Eukaryota; Fungi; Ascomycota; Eurotiomycetes; Chaetothyriales; Herpotrichiellaceae
Exons: 3
Coding region: 1-2163 (720 amino acids)
Biological process (GO): DNA-templated transcription; regulation of DNA-templated transcription
Molecular function (GO): zinc ion binding; DNA binding; DNA-binding transcription factor activity, RNA polymerase II-specific
Source: RefSeq, a predicted model, not a curated record
AUGGAUCAACCACACCAGAGCUCGUCGACACAACGUGGCCGGCCGAGGCAGCGUUCGGCUGUCGCGUGUACGUGGUGUCACUCGCGGCGCGUCAAGUGCAAUGCUGCAGCGAAGGGGACGCCCUGCUCGAACUGUGAGGUUGCACGGCGGAACUGCCUGCUGAUCGAGAGCAAACGAGGCAAGAAGCGGAAGGUGUCAGCUUCUCCUUCUGCCAUUCAAGACGAUUUGCCAGGUAUCGUGCCAGCGUCUCCAGGAGAAGCUACUGCUGAGCCCGGCAACGUCUACGAUCCCUUGAAGGGGGUUCGCACGCGGCCGAAGAGUACGCAGGAUGGGCGUCCUCGGACUACGUCCACGUCGACAGGUGUCGCCGACCAGCCCGACCCAGCACAGGAGACUCAAGAGACCCUCUAUGCCCAGGUGCUCGACCGAGCUACUAACGGCGAUGCGCUCCGAGAUGUCAAGGAAGGUGUGGUCCAUUCGUGCUACAUGGGCGAAACAUUCAAUUUGACCCAUCUGCUACGCCAAACCAAUGCGGACUCUGCGCGAUCCGCGCGCAAGAGACAUUACUUGGUACGAUUUGACCCCAAAAAUCGAGCAACACACCCGGUGGAAGACGACAGCUUUGUGCUGUCAUUGCUCCGGCAUCAGGGCUGCUUCACCAUCCCUUCUGUCCACACGUGCUACCAGUUGUUCCGCACCUACUUCGAGUAUGUCCACCCUCAUUACCCGGUCCUCGACCGCGCCGACUUCGCUGCGCAGUACACCGAUCUCGAACAUCCGCCCUCUUAUCUCUUACUCCAGUCCGUGUUGUUUAUGGCGGCCGGUCAUUGUGAUCUCUCUGUCCUGAUCGAGGCCGGCUUUCAUUCGCGCUACCACGCUCGGAAGACCUUUUUCCAGCGCGCGAAAGCGUUGUAUGACAGUGACCAUGAACCGAACAAAGUUACCGUCGUGCAAGCCGUCUUUCUCAUCAGUUUCUGGUGGAAUGGGCCCACCGAUCAGAAAGACACGUGGCACUGGCUUGGUGUCGCAAUCAGCUUGGCACUCACGCUGGGAAUGCACCGUUCGACCAAACAUUCAGACAUGAAACCCAAGGACCGGUGCUUGUGGAAGAAGAUCUGGUGGUCGCUCUUUGCAGAGGACAAGCAUGCUGCCACCGCCCUCGGUCGACCGGUCCACACUCGACGGAGAGAUUGUGAUGUCGAGCUCCUCGAGGUCACCGACUUCAAUGAACAGCCUGUCGCGAGACCUGAUAUCUUUGGCACGCCGGAGCGCGUUGAUUGCCUCUACGUGAUCGCCCUCGUCGAGCUUUCCUUCAUCGCCGAAAGCAUUGUUGAGAAGUCCUUUACGGCGUUCAAUGCCACAACCGCCGACAACAUUGACAUGUUUCAGGAUUGUUCCGAUGCGCUUGAGCAGUGGAAAUCGCGACUUCCGCCGCAGUUGUCCAUUGAUAACACAAGCAACUGCCUCUGGACGAGCAUGCUGCACAUAGCACACAGCUGGUUUGAGAUCGUCACCCAUCGUUCUAUUUCGCCGCAAGACCUGUCUCCGCCCUCGAUGAAGACUGCUCAUACUCUGGCGAUGGAUGCAGCCAACCGUAUGGUUCGCAUCGUCGAAGAACUGCUCUCGCAAUCUCACAUACUGCACUGUCCCAUUCACAUUGUGCCGGCAUUGUUCGCAGCCAUGGGGAUGCAAGCGGUGGACAUAUGCUCCGGGCAGUCAAUCCUCGAACAGCUAGGGGUGGUCAAGGUCCGCCUCGCAAUGAUAGCUCUGCGCGAGCUUCAAAGCACCUGGCCGGUGAGCGGUUGGAUCUUCCGCCUCUUCGCAAAGAUUGUACGCAGGAUACGCAACGGUGACGAGUUGUUACCCAACGAGCCUGUUAAUGGAUUGCCCGUCCAAGCAACAACCCACGUCCCUGACCAUGAUGGCCCAGGUGCACUCGUUAACGGCCAGACAUCGGCCGAGGAACAGCAUUUGAUGGAGAGUGGCAAAUUACAGUAUGGGCAGGAUCCAAGCUUGACUCAGCUAUACACCAUGUCAAGUCACGCUCCCGGUCGACAACUUUUCCCCGAAGCUUCAAACAUUGCCAUGCCGAUGAGUUAUCCAGCAGACUGGGGAACGAUACUUGACGACGGAGCAUGGGCGGACUUUGAGUACGAAUUCUGA